Molecule: messenger RNA, 686 nt
Organism: Saprolegnia parasitica CBS 223.65
Lineage: Eukaryota; Oomycota; Saprolegniomycetes; Saprolegniales; Saprolegniaceae
Exons: 1
Coding region: 77-634 (185 amino acids)
Molecular function (GO): phosphatidylinositol binding
Source: RefSeq, a predicted model, not a curated record
CGACCACCCUUUGUGAUGUGUCGAGUGACCCAACAACAUCCAACGCCUUCCGUGGAUCCUCUCACUUCUCCAUUUGAUGGCCGGUGCGAGCAUGCGUCGGCAGCUCAGCUCGAGCAAUCUCGACGACAUGUACAUCGUGCGCGGGCUCGAGAUCGCCAACUGCCGCAUCACGGGCACCAGCAUGGUCAAGCGCAAGGGCUUCCUCGCCAAGCACUCGAUCGUCUACCACGUCAAGGUCAUUAGCGGCAGCCACGUCUACGUCGUCGACUGCGUCUACGAGGACUUUGCGCGCUUCUACAAGGCGCUGCGGACGGCGCCCAAGUCGGCGACAGCGUUUCUCCAGUCGAUCGCGGGUUUUCCGUGCCCGAAAAAAUCGCUCUUCGGCCACCGCGACGCGCUCGUCAUCAAGGGCAUGUGCGGCCAGUUGGAAAAUCACUUGACCAACGUGCUUCGCCUGUGCCAUAUCCACAGCGCUGCGCAGCCCGCGCUCAAGGAGCACGUCAACGCGUGCAUCAUCGCGUUUGUGACGCAUCUCGAUCCCAUUCACGCGCCACGGGGCCGCUGCCACCCGGUGUUGAGCCCGCACACGCAGGCAAACGCGGUGCGCCGGUGCCUCUCGUCUACCGUCGUGUAGCCGCGACCCUUAUUUAUUCCCAAUGUCUAUAAUACUACGAGCAUCCAUCGAC